UCGGGCACCCUACACCGCUUUCACAACCAUACACACAAAACUAACUGAGCACCACGCGUAACCAUGGAGGCGGCUCUGGUGAGUGUGGCUAUGGGUGCCUUGAAGCCCGUCCUUAGGAAGCUGGCCACGCUUUUGGGUGACGAGUACAAGCGUUUAAAGGGCGUGCGUGGUGAGAUCGAAUCGCUCAGCCGCAAACUCGCUGCCUUGGAAGCGUUUCUUCUGAAGAUGUCUGAGGAGGAGGAUCCUGAUGUUCAAGAUAAGGUUUGGAUGAAUGAGGUCCGGGAGCUCUCCUAUGACAUGGAGGACUCCAUCGAUGACUUCAUCCAUAGUGUCGAUGGGGAAGAUACGAAGACAGAUGGCUUCUUAGAGAAGAUGAAGAACUCAUUGGAGAAGUUGAGAAAGAUGCAGGCUCAUUAUCAGAUCGGCAACGAGAUUGGAGAUUUGAAGAAGGAGAUCGUUGCGGUGGCCGAGAGAAAUGGAAGGUACAAGACCCGCGAGGCCUUCUCCAAGACAAAGAAUGCAACCAUUGACCCUAGAGCUCUUGGUAUCUUUGCACAUGCCUCAAAGCUUGUUGGAGUUGAUGAACCCAAGGCUGAGAUAAUUAAACUGUUGACUGAAGGCGUGUCAACACAAGAGCAACUGAAGCUGGUCUCCAUUGUUGGAUCCGGUGGAAUGGGCAAGACAACACUUGCAAACCAAGUGUAUCAAGAUCUCAAAGGAAAAUUCAAUUGUCGGGCCUUCUUAUCCGUGUCAAGAAAUCCAGACAUGAAGAAUAUCAUGAGAACUAUUCUUAGUGAAGUCAGCGGCAAAUCUUAUGCCGACAACAAAGCAAGGAGUUUACAACAACUCAUCAGAAAGAUCACAAAAUUUCUUGUAGACAAAAGGUAUUUUGUUGUCAUUGAUGAUAUAUGGGACAUGGACACAUGGAAUAUUAUUAAACUUGCAUUCCCCAUUACCAGUUCUGAUAGUAUCAUAAUCACCACUACUCGCAUAAAUGAUGUUGCCAAAUCAUGCCGUGCAACAUCAUUGAAUGGACAUAUUUAUGGCAUAAGGCCUCUUGAUAUGGUGCACUCCAGACUGUUAUUUCACACAAGACUAUUCAACUCCGAAGAAAAUUGCCCCUUGUACCUUGAGGAAAUUUCUGAGCAGAUAUUGGCGAAAUGUGUCGGGAUACCUUUAGCAAUCAUUGAUAUAGCCAGUUUGUUGGAUAACACACAAAUGAUAGUACAUCAAUGGGAAAAAGUGAAAGAUUCAAUUGGUCGAGCACUUCAAAGAAAUCACAAUGUGGAAGGAAUGAUGAAGAUAUUGUCACUUAGUUACUUUGAUCUGCCUGCUGAACUAAAAUCAUGUCUCUUAUAUUUUAGUAUAUUCCCUGAAGAUUCUAUUAUUGAGAAGAAAGCUCUGAUAAAGAGAUGGAUUGCUGAAAGUUUAAUUCAUGCAGAAGAAGGAUAUACACCGUAUGAGCUUGGAGAAAGGUGUUUUAAUGAGCUCAUCAACAGGAGUUUGAUCCAACCCGGGGAGAUGGACAAAUAUGGUAGAGUCAAGAGUUGUCGACUUCAUGACACGAUUUUUGAUUUCAUCAUAUCCAAAUCCACUGAAGAAAACUUUGUUACUUUGGUCGAUGUUCCUAGUUUAACUGUUGGAACACAAAGCAAAGUUCGACGGCUCUUCCUGCAAGGCAGCAAGGAAAACAAACUUAUAGUUCCAAGCAGUUUGGUGUUGUCUCAUGUUCGAUCACUUGAUGUGUUUGGGUCUUCAGUGGAAAUCCCUUGUAUGGAUAAGUUUAGGCAUCUGCGUGUUUUGAACUUUAGAGGUUGCUACCAAUUGGAGAACCAUCAUCUUGAAAAUGUAGGGAGGUUGUUUCAGCUGAGGUAUCUUAGCCUCCGAGAUGCGAGGUACAUAAGUCAGCUCCCAGAAAAGAUCAUGCAUCUGAAGUGCUUAGAGGUGCUGGACUUAAGAGGCACCGAUGUUUGUGAGUUACCAACAUUUAUUGUGAAUAUCAAAAGCUUGGUGCAACUAUUAAUGGAUGACAUAGAUGUUAAGCUUCCUUGCGGAAUUUCCAAGAUGCAAGGACUAGAGAAAUUGAAACAUGUCAGCGUUCACAGCCAGACAUUUAACUUGCUGGAAGAACUUGGGCGGCUAAAGUGUUUGAAGAACUUGGUCAUCAGUUGUGACGAUACAUCGGCUGAUAAUUACCAUGAGUCCAACACAUCUAUUGUAGUCGCUUCCGUGAGGAAGCUAGAGAAUCUUCUUUCUUUAGGGGUCACGUGUGUCUCUGAAUUGCUUGAAGAAUCUUUGUGCCCUAUGCCACUUGGCCUCCAGAAACUUGUUACCAGGUUUAGUAUGGUUCUGCGGGUUCCAAAAUGGGUGGGUUCCCUUGUUAACCUCCAGCACAUAGGCCUUCAACUGAAGGAAGCCGAUAAGGAGGAUUUUUGCAUUCUUGGAGGCCUACCUGCUCUGCGCAUUCUGUCUCUCGAAAUUUCUUCAAAGCGUAAAGAUACAUUGGUCAUCACUGGUGAAGUUGGCUUCCCAUCCCUGAGGGUGUUUCAUUACUUACCAUGGUAUGGUGUGAUAAAUCUGAAGUUUGCAGCCGGAGCCAUGCCCAAGCUAGAUAGCCUUCAUAUGAGAUUUAGGUCAGAUGAAAUCAAGUCUCCCGGUACUGGUGGCACUUUUGAUCUCGGAAUCAAGAACCUCCCCAGCCUCCAUACAAUGGAGUGUGUAUUAUCAUAUACCGGCGAGUGCAUACACCUGCUGGAUCUUGCAAAAUCUGCCAUGUUGAAAGAAGCCAACGAACACCCCAACCACCCUACUGUAUCCUUUAAUGAUAGAUGCUCUGCUUACGUGUAGGCUGCAUUCUCAAAGGUUCAUCACUCCGUUUUUGAGUUCCGGCAGUUCAUCAUUUUCUAUGAUGGAUAUGUUUCUGACACCCUGCAGGGCUGCAAGUUACCAAAUUUGACUGGGCUCGUAGACGGCGUGCGUGCAAAGUUGGAGGUUGAGAUGAGGUUGUCGGCGGUUAAGGCAUGGCAAGACAGCCGGAAGAGCAAGGCCGACAGCCGGAAGAGUAUGUACUUUAUAUGAUUUGUGCUUUUAUUUAUAAAGGGGGGCGAAUGCCUGUUUCGAGGGACAGCCGAGGAGCAAGGCCGACAACCAGUGACCAAACUGAACUCAACUGUACUUCACUGAGCUUUGCACACCAGAGUCCUCCUCUGGGCAUGCAUCUUUGGCCAGUCUUAACUGGAAAAAUGUUCUGCUCCAGUCUCCAGGGGCGAGGAGAAGAUGUCGCCGAC
This is a messenger RNA of Hordeum vulgare subsp. vulgare (domesticated barley), 3287 nucleotides long. Its product is annotated as disease resistance protein RGA5-like. Gene Ontology annotation, biological process: defense response to other organism. Gene Ontology annotation, molecular function: ADP binding. Bases 64 to 2847 code for a protein of 927 amino acids. The record is from RefSeq and is a predicted model, not a curated record. The transcript has 4 exons. Lineage: Eukaryota; Viridiplantae; Streptophyta; Magnoliopsida; Poales; Poaceae.